Molecule: messenger RNA, 174 nt
Organism: Sclerotinia sclerotiorum 1980 UF-70
Lineage: Eukaryota; Fungi; Ascomycota; Leotiomycetes; Helotiales; Sclerotiniaceae
Exons: 2
Coding region: 1-174 (57 amino acids)
Source: RefSeq, a predicted model, not a curated record
AUGUCCGCCUUGAUAGACCGUCUUUGUACAAAGACCACACAUCAUACCAUUAAGAAUGGGAAACAUAACUUCCCAUCAUCACCACGACCACCUUGGGUCAAGGACAAAUUCUGGACUUUCAAGCAACACAACAUCCACCUCAUCCUCACCAAUAUGCCGCUCAAGAUCAACUAG